This is a messenger RNA of Drosophila eugracilis, 2853 nucleotides long. RefSeq lists its product as uncharacterized. Bases 1663 to 2097 code for a protein of 144 amino acids. NCBI's taxonomy places the organism in Eukaryota, Metazoa, Arthropoda, Insecta, Diptera, Drosophilidae. The record is from RefSeq and is a predicted model, not a curated record. The transcript has a single exon.
GAAGGCCUAGUACAAUAAGUACACUUGAGCAUUCCAUCCAGAAAAUGAGGCGAUACGGAUUAGAGUUCAAUCGCGAUGAACAUAACAAUUAUGAUUACUCUCUGGAUUUAGUGGAAUUGUUCGUUUUUUUUUCCGCCUUUCACCCACUGAUAGUGGCUAUCGGGAAAUAAAACUAACAAAAAAAAAAUUAUUGCCUUAUGGUUCUUUGUCCACCAAAAAAAAUUUGACCCAAUUACAAUGUACAUAUGCACGAGGGGCAUACUAUGUAUUUAGGGAGGGGGCCAAGUCAGGGAGUAUCUGAGAUGCUAUAUAUACUGUAUCUAUUCGACAGAUGUUGCCCUACUCCAUUUUCGUUUGACCAGAUUGCAAGUGCACAUAAACAAAUAAGUUUAGAUAUGAAUAAGUUUAGAAUAUGAAUUUAUGCUGUGAAGUUAUGUACAAAUGCUAAUUUACAAAAAGGAGGUUAUGCAUUACUGAUUACUGAUCGGGAUUAAGUCUUGUUGAAGUUUCUUUUCUAUAUUUUUGAUUAGUUUUUUAGUUCUAACUUUGUCAACGUAAGACACACUUUUUUAGGUUUAAAUGCAGAUCUUUAGAAAAUUACAAAACAAAUUCAACGAGGUCUGACAUGAUAUAUUCUGGCUAUUAUUGGCUUGGCUAUGAGAAAAGUACUCUCACUUUAGAGGAAAAUAAGGAGAAACCAAAUUUCGCAUUUUUGUAAGAAGUACCAUCAUCAAUUUUUGCAAAAAAGGGCAAAAAUUAAUGAAAACAGUUUUAAUGGAUUUUGAAUUACAAACUCAGCAAGAUAUAGCAUUCCAUAUUUGGAGCAAUAAUUCUUUGUUAUGAUAUUAACAAAAUUCGGAUUAUUUUUCGAGAAAAAUGAGAAUCAGAAAUUUUCUCAAUAAUUCGAUUUUUCCUCAUUGUUUUUUCUAGUUCUUUUAACUACAUAAAAAUCAACUACAAUUUACUGAAUAAACUAACUUAAUGAAUACCAUAUUAUACAGAUACCAUUCGAUAACAGAAACCACAUUCAAAUGAGGUCGUUUCGGUGCGGUGGCAGAUUAUCAAGAAAUAAUAUCUAAAUAGCAGAUAUCUGCCAAUGGUUCGUAUUUGUUUGAGGUUGAGUUUUUUGUUUGAACAGCUGCCAAACUCACACAGGAACAAAACCUUUCUCCUUCUAAUUAUGCCUCUCUCUGUUCGUCUUAUUAGGGUUUUUUUUUUGGCAUUUACGAUAAGAGAAAUCAAAAAAUAUGUUGAUAAACGCAUUUGUCGUAGAUUUACAUAUAUAUUUAGUAUCUAAAAAAUAUAUUUUUAUGCAUUUGCAUUAACAUAAAAUAUAUUUUAGGACUAUCCUAUCUUAACUUAAAUUGAAAGCUGUGGGAAUUUUUAAAAUGCUUAACAAACAUAUCAAAUUUUAUGAAAACAAACAAUAAGCGAUAUUUAAAACCAAAUUUUUAUGUUUAGUUUGCAAGUUUGCCUUUCAUAUUUUCUUCACGUGUUUCUAUGGUUUUAUAAGCUCGAAUUUAUUUUCUUAUGAAAACACCUCAGCUUGCCUGGAAAACCCUUAAAUUCUCUGUGAAAAUAUUCUAAAUAAAAAAUAAAUUUAAAGCAUAGUUUACCUGGAAAAGUCCAUCAGCCUUAGAAAGUAGUAUUCCCAAUCCAAACAUGACCGAUGAAAGUUCGCAGAGCGGAAGCGGCAGCGAAAGUGAGUGGGAGGAGAUUGUGGGUGCGGAUGUGGAGCAGGCCAGGAUCAGGGAUCCCGUGGAGGAACUGAGAAGCAGCCUGUGCCUAAGUAUUCUGGGCUUUCCACAUGGCACCGAUGAUCAGUUACUAUGCAUUUUCACACGAUUCUGUCCGAUGGCUUCGCAUCGCAAAAGAGGCAAUGGUCUGGAGUUGCAAUUCUCAUCGGCGGAUAAUCUGGAGCGUGGCAUCCUUAUGGCUAAGCGUCUGGUGGUUGGGAAGAUGCAGAUUCGCUGGCAUGUGGGUCGCCUGGAGGAUGAUCCAACUAUACAGCCACCACCACCAAGGGGACCGAACCAGACCGGCGGCUUUGGCGUUUUCAGCAAACUUCGCAGGGCUUUUGCCAAUUACUUUUCUUAGUUUUUGAUCUGUUUCAAGACGUUUUGAUCUGUUUUUCCUGUUUAAAUUGAUAACUUGUUCCUGUAAUUUCCUGAUUAAAAAAUUUAUCAUAUGAGCAAAGAUAUUAAGUUUAUAUAUUCCCAGAGAGCAAUUCCUUGGGGGUUUUUAGUGACACAUGCAAAGUGUUCCCCUGAUGUGUAAAAGUAAUCCCUUUGGUAUUAUCAUAAAAGAAAACCCUUACAAUUGCCUUUCAAGGCCCUGAUUUCCACCCACAUAAACCAUUUAAUUUAAUUUAAUUGAAUGCCACUAAAAAUCAACAUAACUUAGCCAACAUUCAAUAUGGAAAUUUAAAACCCAGACAACAUGUUGCUGAUCGCAUAAAAGUCUUGCUAACUUAGCAGCCACACCACAUCCUCUUUCAUUUGGUUUCCACCCCCUGGAAAACGCCCACAUGAGGCCAAAAAUUUAAAUGGAAAUUAAAAAAAAAAAAAGAUAACAACAAAAACCAGCCAUAAAUAAUAUGCUCAUAUUGCGGAGUCUUCAAUUAAAACUCAUUAACAUAAUGGCCUAAAACAGCACUCGACUAACUGCUGCUGAAUGUGACAAAAAUAAAGCAAUAACAGUGGCGUCGACUGCCGAUGCCACAAGGGGGUUAGGGGGCGGGGGUUUUGUGUCUGCCUUCAAAGUGAAUUUACUUGUCAGUGUCGACGCGUGUAAUUUAUGCAAAUUUUAUGCGCACACCACCAAAAAGCAAAGCACCAAAAAGAAAAAAAUAAA